Molecule: messenger RNA, 8102 nt
Organism: Pocillopora meandrina
Lineage: Eukaryota; Metazoa; Cnidaria; Anthozoa; Scleractinia; Pocilloporidae
Source: the annotation of a GenBank genome assembly
CGCAGCUGUUUCGCUCAUCGCUUAGUCAUGAUUGACUGUUUGCAUUGUUUCGAUUAAUUACCGUUGAACGAAUAUGGAAAGGGUUCUGCGGAUACACCCAUUACACUCAAUAUCUUGUAAACCAUAUCUUCUCUGUUGCGCAGACGAAUGACCUUUUAAGACAUGAAAACGCAUUUUAAAGUGAAGUCGCUAUUAUUUUGUGUAUCUUAGUUCCCCACGUAGCUGACAUACGUGAAAGUUAGGCUUUUUGAAACAAUUCAAUAUCCUAACAAGCGGCGCAAAAUGGGCUCUUUUCACAAGAUUCACGUGGUUUGUUUAUUGAGUUUUAUUUUGAAAGCUUGGCAUGCCGAAUGCGACACUCAGCAAUUGUCUUGUUCAGUAGAACAGCUUGGAGCGAACGCCCAAUGGAAUCCGCAAGUUCCUGACGAAGGUUAGAAGUGGAAGACUCCAAUAUUUCACGAGUGGUCGAGUGUUUAUCGAACUUACUCUGACACAAUUUAUCUUUGACAGGGAAGGAGCCGCAAGUUUGUGUUAGUCACACGAAAAAAACGUGCUGUACAAGACAAACGGAAGCAUCUCUUCGCAUUAAAGCUGCGAAGAAUAUCAAGACUCAAUUGCAAACUAAAUAUAUGGCUGCAAAGAAAGCCAUGUUAUCGCUUUUUGACGAUUUGAAAGGUAAGCCAUCGAUCCACAGUUCGUUGAACUAUUUUGUAAGUUGAUGAAAAGCACUCUAUCAUUUGCUUUGUAUAAACAAAUUCUUCAGGCUACUUGAGUGAUCGCAACUGCCUUGGGAUUUGCGGUUCGGUUAGUUAUUGUAGCCAAAAGUAGAAAGAAAGAGCAGAUCAUACUCUAACAAAAAACUCGGGCUCUCUCGAGGUAUUCUAAACAAUGCUAUGCCUAAUCAAUUGCUCUUCACGCCGAUUUCCUAUAGGGGUAUUGUAAUAAUGAGGUACUUGAGCAUUUUAGCUUAUGGCUCAAACAUGCUCGGAAUUGUUUCUUUUUCUUUUUCCUGUCUCAAGUGCGUUAAUAUGCUUAAAAUCGUAAACUUAGAACUUUUUUUAUCAGUAUACUCUUCCUUAAUUUAAUAUUUAAUAUUGAGUACAAUUUUCUGACACCUCAUGAUUUAAUUUUCUAUUCCUCGAUGUUUCUUAAAACAAUUCAACAAACGCAUAACGCAUGAUGGAUUUUGAAUAGUUAGGAACCUUAGCGCUGCACUCUGAAUGUGAUUUAAACACAGAAAACUGACUUAUAGUCUGGAUAUUUCGAUUGCGAAGGAAUUGGAUUUUGUCAGGCUAAAGCGUGUUUCUGGCCUUUAAUAUAAAAUAUCAAUGCAAUAAUUCCUUUGUUGUUGAUAUUUGUGUUGAAAUCUUAAUUACGAUAUAUUCCACGAGAAUGGUAGAAAAAUUGUCAUUUUCCAGAAGACCUCCCAGCGCACACAUUUAUCAUGAACAAUUCAGCUAUCGAAGAAUAAAUCAUGCUCUUGUUACUUAAUCUAGCGAUGAAAUCUAGCAUAGAAGUUGGGUUAUGCAAAUUAUGACAGUAGAGCCUGAGAAGGCGCGAAAACAAUAACAAAACUAGCAUGACCUAAACUUUGUUCAUCUGUGUUCGUGAUCGCGUGUUUCUAAAGCAUUUUAAAAAUUCUCCUGCGCUUAGAAGGUUGUCUUUAUCUUCGUAGUCGCAUCAGAGCCGCCUGCGGGCAAGACAAUUCCGAUCUCAUAUGUUUGACGUUCUAAAUUAAUGAACGGAUAUAAAUCGUCAGAAAUUUGAAGCCCUCUCUGACCCAGCGGGAGCUUUUUUGAAAUAGGGAGACACGAUGCACCAUACAGAGUCGCUAUAAAGUGAAACACAUCUGAACCAAACCAUUUGUCUUUUCUUUUUUUUUUUUGGAUCUGAAAUGAAUCUUACGGCGCCUUUCCUUUUCGUUCUCUAUUUUUAAUAAAAGUAAAUAUGCAAAUUUUGGUACAAGUGACAAAAGAUCUGGAACGUAUUAAACCAAUUUCUUUUAUGUAAAUAAUGCAAAGCCAAGAACCUUAUUGUCUGCUGAUAUUACUGAUUGUUUACCACAAGUAGGUGCUGGCUUUUUGUUUUGCAUCUGAAGUGCUAUUGACUUAAAAACCAACCGGUUGCAGUAUUUUGAUUUUCUUCAAUAUUAAAACAGAAGUCAUACUGUUUAAAGUUUGGAAACUUUUAGAUUUCUUUAGUUACUGAUGUAUCACUCUAGCUACCUUAAUUUUAUUCAUAGAGUAUUCUGCAAACAACCUCUUCAGUUAGAAGUUCAUAAUGUUAAUUUGCCCUUUGCGGAUUGGUAUGAUUUAAACAAUAGAGUGCAAAUUUGCCUUGACCCUCUGAAUGUAAGAUAAUGCAUUGAUAAAAUUCUAACCCCAGAGAUUUUUUUUUAAAUAGUGGAAUAGUGCAUUAAAUUGUUGUGAAAGUUUGACCCAAUUUUCAUCAGGAUGUUACUGUUUAUCAUUGUUUUUUUUUCAAUUUUGUUUUAAUUUAAAGUUGUUUGAAUUUUUGUUUUACCAAAUAUUUUUAUUAUACAAAAAAAUUCAACAAAUAUAUUCUAUUUUUCCACUUCAUUUAUUUGAAAUUACAUUUUGUUUUAUUUCUAGGGCAUUUUCAUAGUCUCAUGGAAGAAAGUAACAGACAGAGUAUUACCUUUUUACUGGUUAGACAACCAAAUCUUACUGCAGAUGAAGUCAUUGCAGUAUCUAAGUUAUUCAAAGACCUUGAAAACUAUUUGGCUGAGGAUAAACAAGAACUAGAAGACAUUGUGAAUGCAUUCUUUCGCAGUUCUUUUCCAAUGCUGUUCAGAUAUUUCAAUCCAGAAGGAAAGACUCUCUCAGCAAAGUAUAAAAGUUGUUUAAAAGAUAACAUGGAUAUAAUUAAACCAUUCAGUACUCGCCCAGCAGAGUUACUUGGUAAGUUUGAGGAGGUUUUUGAGCCAGUGAGAAGCCUCUUCAAAGGCCUGAAAUUUGGGGUAGAGGUAUUAAGCUUGGCACAACAGUUCAACUUCACAGAUGGAUGCAAAAAUGGUCUUUUGGAGAUGAAAUUUUGUUCAUUAUGCCAGGGUCUUACCCAAGUGAAGCCAUGUUAUGAAUUUUGUAUGGAUACAACAAGAAAAUGUCUGCUCUCUGAAGCUCAACUUCAAAGAAAGUGGGGCCAGUUAAUAGACACUGUUCUCUCACUGGCUAAAAGUGUUGGAAACUCAAAUUUGGAGAACUUUUUAAACUCUGUUCAUACAGACUUAUGGCAUGCUGCCACCUUUAUGUUACUACAGAAGGCUAAUUUAAUGCCGCAGGUAAGGUUACAUAAUUAAAGAAUCUAGUAUCCAGGACCUAGAAAAUGUAGUCAACCAAUGGUUAGUGUACUGGACUCCAGGUGAAGGGGUCUGGACACGAGCCCUAGUUGGGUCACUGUGUUGUGUUCCUGGGCAAGAUACUUUACUCUCACAGAGCCUCUCUCCACCCAGGAGUGUAGAGGGAAACCUGACUAAUUGCUGGGGGGGAGGGGGGGAAGGGGAUUGGUAACCUUGUAUUGGACUAGCAUCUUAUCAAGGGAUAGUAGGAAUUCUCCUGGUUGGUUCUGCUUUGGAAGACAUGUUUGGGAAAAUAAGUUAGCCAGGCGAGAGAAAUGUUAACAGUAGGAAAUAACACUAAUUUGAUUUGUGUGAUUUUGUGGGUUGCCUUCAUUUCCUCAAGCAAAACAUUUUACUUUAUUUACAGUGCCUCUCUCUACCUAGGAGUAUAAAUGGUUACCCACAAAUUGUCAGGGAAGCCUGAUGAAAUUGGAGGGGGAAUAACCUUGUGAUUGAUUGGCAUCCCAUCUAGGGGGGAGUAUUUAUACUCCUUGUUGCUUUAUGCUAUAGAAACUAGGAUAAGCCACUUAUCUCAAGCAUAGACUUAAUAUUUUAUUUACUGAUCUCCUAUGUGGUUGGUAAUAACACAGUAAGAAUUGCAGCUAUAUUUUCAAGGUAUUAAUGGUUUUCUGAGACUGAUGGUCAGUAAACUUGUUAAAAUGGUUUUGAUAAAAUUAUUGUUUUAGUUCAUGUUCUUAAAAACAGUUACUCAUAUCAAUAUUGUUAACAGGUUUUGAAGGAGUGUGGCGAACCUUCCUACACUGAUGCAAAGACUUCUCCUUAUAAAGAAUCUGUUUCACCGACUCCUCAUGUCAAAGAGCGACUCUUUGCUAAAAUGGAUGCUGUUCAUAGGCAGCUGAAUGCUCUCAGCUCAUUCUUCCACGAUUUAGCUCGAGAGUUUUGUGUAGUUGAUGGUCUUGCUUCACAAAAGGAAAACAUUGACAACUGUUGGAAUGGAACAUUUGUAGCAAGGUAAAGACAAGUAAUUGGUAAUUCAAUUUGGAACCUACUAUUCGUAACUCUUUGUUUUCCUGUGCUGCACCAGGGGUUGGGCAUGUAAUACCACUCAACAUAAAGAGUUUAAACAUUUUAAGAGCCUAGUUAAAAUCUCACCUUAUUUGUUUGGAAUUUUGAUCAGAUAGCUUUUCAUUGUAAUCAAGAUUUUUCGAUUUUGUAUUAAAUUUUCACUGCAAUUUUAAUUUGUUCUUCUCUUUACAUCUUUAAAUUUAUUUCAUCCCUCAAAAUUGCCCUCAUUUAAAAUUUUCAAAAGCUUUUUUUGCCAGUAUGAUUGGUCUGUAUAGGUUCAUAGACCAUUUUCUCAACAGAAACACAUACAAUUGGUUGUUAAUUGAAUACAUUUAGGUUUUUUCCCUUCACAAAUUAUAUUCUCGGUUAAUAUCAUUUUCUACAGGUAUGAGCCAAAGCAAGGUGAUUCAUCUUUGUCACUAGAGAGUAAAAACCACUUGACGUUUCUUGAGAGGAAGAUUCAUGGCCAGAUUAAAAUGAUGGAAAAGUAUACUAUCACAAGAGAUGAUGAUGAUGAUGAACUUGAUGGAAGUGGUAGUGGCAGUGGGAGUGGUGACAAAAAUAGUAAUCAGCUUUUAUAUUUAUUAGCGUUGAAAGGGCAACUUGGAAUCAUAAUUGAUUCCAAUGGAAAAAAAUUGUAAAAUAUUGAAUAAUUUAAUAAAGUGCAGAGCAUAUUGCUUUUCUUUGAAGAAAGAAGUAUGGUUAGCAUUCAGGUGGCAUCUGAACAAGAAAGAAACACAAUUUUAUAGAAGAAAAGAAGGUAGCAUGAGUACUAUGAUGAUGAUGAUGAGGACUUCAGAUAAAAAAGAACUUAUAAUUAAAUUUUAAACAUUUCAUCUCUCUACAUGACUGCCAAAUACAAGUUGCCAAAUGUGCACCUUAUGCUUCAAAUUCAGUUGCUAUGGUGACCGAAAUGGUUACAGCUUGCAGUGCUGCUUGUCUGAAAUUUCAAAAAUUAGAUGUGAAUGAAAUCUGGCAGCUAACUGGUUGCUUGUUUAAUUGUUGGUACUGCGUUGCAAAGGAAUGAAACUUUUACAGUAUCAAAGACUCAAAAAGGAUGUCAGGAUGUACUCUAAUUAUGCUGGUGUCAUUUUAAUUAGCACAAAUUUUGUUUAUUUAUGUUUAUUUAUGCUUCAUAAUUAGGAAACAAAAUCAGUGAAAGUGGCUGUGGUGAGGAUGAUGAGGACUGUGGUAGCACAUCAAGUGGAGAAAACAAUAACAUCGUUGAUUUUGAAAGGGGUAUGAAGAUUUCUAUUCACCUUUAUGGUUUCUUACCAAUGUAACAAUAUUUCAAAAGGCCCACUCAUUUGGUUAUGUUUAAGCUCCAAACACAUGAGAACAUGUCAAUACUUAGUUCAUGAAACUGAUCAUUCCAGUCUCAAAGACAGUUUUAGGCACAGGCCUGAGAGAGAUCCUUUUAAAAAGAUUCUUGGAGGAGUUUGUUUGGUCUUUAAGUUGGAUGUCAUCCCUAAGAAUUUAGACAACUGAAAGGGAAUAAUUUUUGUUCUUUAUUUUAAAAGUAGGCAACAUUCGGUUAUUGUGAUCCCAAUAUACAUUGAAACCUUUGGGUUGUUUUUAUUUUUUACAGAAAAUGACUUUGAUUUCAUUACGACACCUUCAUCAAUUAAAAGCUCUGGCAAUGAAGUCCUAGGUGGGGGUUUUGACCCUACAUCAACUCGUAAGUCUGGUGAUGUGCUAGCUCAGGGUAAUUCAUCGUCAUCUCUUGCUAUCACAUGGCUACAGUUUUUUACUCUACUUCUGUUGGUAUGGCUCACGAGAGGAUAGAAACAUCUCAGCAGUCACUCUGACCUCAAAUGGAAUUGAAACAACAAGAAAUUGGUCCUCCACCAGAGUUUUCUCUCAAAGACAAUAGAUAGAAGUGUAAGGCUUAGUUCAAAGUCUUUCCAAAUUGUUGUAUAAAACAAAGUGUAACUAACCUUUCCAGAGCCUCUGUUGUUGGCAAAGAGGGAGAGAUCAAAAGAAAAUAUUGUCUGUGGACUUCUAUGGGUCAUUUUUUUAGAUUGCACACUAAUAUGAUGAUUUGUUCAUGAGCAGUAUUCAUUCAAAAGUCAUUCAUUAUCAGAGAGAUGGUGAAUUGUGUGGCUUAGAAGUCUGCAGACACUUGUUUUUCUCUUUCCUUGCCCCUUGCGUUCAUGUUUUUUACUUUCCGUGAGGCUCUUGUCUCACCAGACAACAAUUGUAAGGGAAAGAAAGGUCGAUGAUAAAGGCCCUAGUGUAAUAGCUAGUAGAUUGAUUUUUUUCUUUUAAAUCUGAACUUGUUAUUAGCUUGUACAUGGUAACUUGGAAGAUUACAAUAUGCUGCUGCUUUUAGAAGAAAAUGUAAUUGCUUGAGUAUCACAGAAGCCAAUUGAAAACAACAUAACUGCAACAGCUGAUCAGAACAAAGAUCCUGGUAAUACCAGAAGUUUUGAAAUGUUGGAUUAAGUUUGGGUUUAUUUGCAUCUGAUUAGCCAAAGGGUUGAGGAGGUGGUGGAACCAAACAUUUGAGAGUCAGUGCAUCCCAAGAUUACUUAUUAGGACUGACUUUGAAAGAAUAAUUGUUAGAUUGCACAUGGAGAAAAGUUAUUUGAUUUAAAGUUAUAGUCAGCUGACCUAUAAUGAGCUAGUGACACCUAAGCCAAGUAGUGAUUGUCUUUUGGUUUGCGAAAAGAAUAGCUUGAAACUAGGGGGGAGGGUACUUUAUUUGAGGGAAGGACAGAGAAAUGGAGACCUGCUAUCAUGCGAGACUAUAGUUCCUAAGUCCAUCACAGAAUAUGACUAAAGUUAAGCAUUGACUUGUAUACUACUGUAACAAAGUUAUAAGGCAGUUUAUUUAUUUUUCCAAUUGAGACUUUCCAUGGAAAAUUUGAAAAAAACAAACUUAGUGGAAACAGCUGCUAGAAUUAAUAAAAUCACAGUAGUAAUGAUUCUUUAAUAAUGAUAAUUUAUUAAAAGGUAUUAUUAUCAUUAAUAGUGAUCAGUUCAAGUUGCUUAGCUCAUAGCAAAGUUUUCUCUGAGUCUUAGAGAAUUUUGUUAUCGUUAAGGUUUACAUUCUAUUUCAGUAGAGAUGUAUGAUAGAUGAUGUAGUCUGUGGCAAUUAAGUAGGUAAGAUAAGAGAGUGCAGUUUUCAUUGCCUUUUUGAAAGUGUGAAACCAUCAUGCAGUUGAAUUAACCUUGUAGAUAUGUAAAGUUAAAGGCCUGAUCAUAUUGCUCAAGCAUGAAUUACCCAGCUUACUUGGCUCUAUUUUUUGUGAAGACUACAAGUUACAAGCUUACAAAGUACUUGUUAGUAUAUAUUUCAGUCUAGAAUGUUAAGUUAAAUUGUGAUGUAAGGAUUCUGGCUAUUGAAUGAAAGCUUCUCUCAUUUAGCCAUACCAGUUUUUUGACUGAAAAAUUCCCAGUCUUACUUUAAAUUGCUUCAAAUUCGUUCCUUCACCAGCUAAUUAUUAGCAAAGUAUUUACACAGUUUCAUGAUUAAGUACAAUUAGUAUUACAAACUAUACUUUUUGAUACAUACAUUGAUAAAUUUACAGCCAACGUGUUUGCUAGCUCAAAGCGUAAUUUUGAUUAAGAAAAAAAGGCAUUUGACAUGGCACCAAGUUCUUCUUAAGGUGUACAUAUGAUAAAGUAGAAUCAUUGAUUAUAGUUAUGAAUGAAUGUUAAUAAAAGUAAUUAUGCCAGAAACAAUGCUUUGUAAAUAAUUGUUCCGUUGUCUGCA